AGUCAAAUCCCAACCGCACAGACAAAGCAGGCCGAAUUGCACAAUCCUAUCUAUCUCCAUCAUCACUAACCCAAUUCUCUCUGCAGAGUAGAAUCCGAAGAAAGUCUCCAUCUUUCUUUCUGAGUUUCUUGUUUAUCAAACCAAAGCAAUGAUUCACUAAACCCUCUACUUCUGUGGAUCCAUAGUUAAAGAACAAUGAGUGUUACAAGCUUUAGCAAUAGUGCUAACUCCACAGCAUCAGCAUCUGUGUAUUCAGUACGGAAACUCCCUUUUCUAUCCGUGUCUGAAUCGUUGCCUUGCCCGAAGAGUUCUAGAAAACCACCGUCUCCUCCUUUAAGAUGUAGAUGGAGAUCAAGAUCGGAUUUGCUUUGUGGAAAAUUUACUGUUCAUGCAUCAAAUGCUGGUGUUGGAUCUGGGAGUGAGGAGGAUGGAUCUCAAAGUAGUUCUCUUGAUCAGUCUUCACAAGAAAGCUUAAAACCUCAAGGGCCAUUCCCUUACUCUUUAUCGAUAGCACUUGUACUACUGAGUUGCGGUUUGGUAUUCUCUCUAAUCACUUUUGUCAAGGGAGGACCAUCCUCAGUUCUAGCAGCAGUAGCAAAAUCAGGCUUCACCGCAGCCUUCUCACUGAUCUUCGUUUCUGAGAUUGGUGACAAGACAUUUUUUAUUGCUGCUUUGUUGGCUAUGCAAUACGAGAAAACAUUGGUCCUUUUAGGUUCAAUGGGAGCUUUAUCGUUGAUGACUGUCUUAUCGGUUGUUAUCGGGAAGGUUUUUCAAUCCGUGCCUGCUCAGUUCCAGACAACUGUACCGAUAGGAGAAUAUGCUGCAAUUGCGCUUCUCAUGUUCUUUGGAUUGAAAUCCAUCAAGGAUGCAUGGGAUCUUCCACAAGCUGAAGCCAAGAAUGGUGAGGAGAGUGGUAUAGAACUCGGUGAAUACACUGAAGCUGAGGAACUCGUUAAAGAAAAGGCGUCUAAAAAGUUGACAAACCCACUUGAAAUCCUCUGGAAAUCAUUCAGCCUUGUCUUCUUUGCUGAAUGGGGAGAUCGGUCAAUGCUUGCAACUGUUGCGCUUGGGGCUGCACAGUCACCAUGGGGAGUUGCGAGUGGUGCUAUUGCUGGACACUUAGUGGCAACAUUGCUUGCAAUCAUGGGCGGCGCGUUCUUAGCCAACUAUAUCUCCGAGAAAGUGGUGGGAUACGUUGGUGGAGCUCUCUUCUUAGUCUUUGCUGCAGCUACAUUCUUCGGAGUGUUCUGAGUAAACUCAUGGCCCUAUAGGAGAAGAAGUAGCGGCUGACCAAACAGUAUUCUUAUGCUUAGUUCUUUGUUGGACCAUAAGCAUGUAAGCAAUAAAUUCAAAACCCUUCCUAUUGUACUGUUGGUCUCCAAUUCCUAUAAAUGGUUCAGGAUAUGAUGUUUGUUGUAUCAAAUCAUAUAAAAUACAAUGUUUCUUUUA
Molecule: messenger RNA, 1449 nt
Organism: Raphanus sativus (radish)
Lineage: Eukaryota; Viridiplantae; Streptophyta; Magnoliopsida; Brassicales; Brassicaceae
Product: protein PAM71-homolog, chloroplastic
Exons: 9
Coding region: 196-1251 (351 amino acids)
Biological process (GO): Golgi calcium ion homeostasis; manganese ion transmembrane transport; Golgi calcium ion transport
Cellular component (GO): Golgi apparatus; chloroplast
Molecular function (GO): calcium ion transmembrane transporter activity; manganese ion transmembrane transporter activity
Source: RefSeq, a predicted model, not a curated record